GCCCUGGACACGAGCCAGCACUGGGGCUUCCUCGCGGGCAUGCAGCCGCGGCGCGACCUGUACCAGCUUGAGCAGGAGCUGAGGAAGGGCAAGUGCGAUAUUGUGAUCAGCGAGGAGGGGCGGGUGCUGCGCGUGGUCUCCCUGUGCCUCGCGCGCCUCACGCGCGCGGACGGCCGCGUCCUGGCCGAGCUCGGCGACAUGAAGGACGGCAGGCUCUCCAUGGGCUGCAAGCUGCCCGGCACAAAGGUGCGCAGCCAGGAGCUCCCGCACGAUGCGCUCAGGCGGUUCAUCAGGAAGCAGUUCGCCCAUCUGGAGCCGGAGAAGCUUGUGGAGCUGGAGGAGUCCCUGAUCAGCCAGGCGACGCGGGAGGUCAACAGCGAGGAGAAGGUGUCGCAGAACUACGGGAUCAACUCCCGCGCGAUGGCGGGCUUGCGCAACGAGUUCCGGAUGCAGAUCGAGUCCGAGUUGUUCUCUCAAGACGGGUCCAGGGCCCUCGCGAGAAGCUCCAGCAGGACCUCUGGCCGCUUCGGGUUCCGGAGGAUCCAGGGAGAGUCCGCGGAGUCGCUCCAAGUGGCCCAGUACGAGGCGUUUGCCAAGAUCGACCCCGAGGAGCCCGACAAGGUGACUGUGAUGGAUCGACCCCGGGGCGCUCGCCUUUCUCAGCUCCAGCGCCGGGGAUGCCAAGGUGAGGGAUUGGGUGUACAGCCUCCAGCACGAGCUCGCGGAACUCUUCGAGGGCACUCCUGCGAGCAGCAGCGCCGGCAACAUGGCCCGACAAGGCUCCUUAAUCGGCCGGCGGCUCUCGCGGAAACCCCCGCCCAUGAUGGCGGUGUGAGGCUUCGCCCAGCGUCGCGGUUUCCACGCGGCGUUUUCUUGCACGGCCUCCUCGUCAAUCCGCCCUCCUUCC
Prorocentrum cordatum is the source of this 907-nucleotide messenger RNA. The record is from the annotation of a GenBank genome assembly. Lineage: Eukaryota; Dinophyceae; Prorocentrales; Prorocentraceae.